Molecule: messenger RNA, 974 nt
Organism: Spodoptera litura
Lineage: Eukaryota; Metazoa; Arthropoda; Insecta; Lepidoptera; Noctuidae
Product: epithelial serine protease-like
Biological process (GO): proteolysis
Molecular function (GO): serine-type endopeptidase activity
Source: RefSeq, a predicted model, not a curated record
AAUAGAUUGCAAUACAAUGAAGGUCCUAUUUGUUCUCGCUUUGGCAACUUUUGCCUAUGCUAACGCUGAGUCUAACACUCAAGCUCAUACAUUUGGGUACAUAAAGAAAUAUGCCAUCCCAUUGGCUGAAGAAAUUCGUAAGGUAGAGGAGCAGGCUCUAAGCCAAACCAGUGGCAGCAGAAUUGUUGGUGGCAGCCCUUCAGCCCUCGGCGCUUUCCCUUACCAGGCUGGUCUCCUUGCUUCCUAUUUUGGAAUAGAUGGUACUGGUGUUUGUGGAGGCUCCCUUGUCAGUGCCAAUAGAGUCCUUACCGCUGCUCACUGCUGGUACGAUGGUCAAGUCCAAGCAUUCAUGUUUACGGUCGUCCUUGGCUCCACAACCCUCUUUACUGGAGGAACUAGGAUCGCCACCAGCGCUGUAGUUAUGCAUCCCAACUGGAACCCAUUUAUCGCACGCAAUGAUGUCGCUGUGGUCUAUCUACCCACUAACGUUGCUACCUCAAACAUAAUCUCACCUGUCGCUCUGCCUUCUGGGUCUCAACUGAAUGAAGACUUUGUUGGAGAAACUGCAAUUGCCUCUGGUUUCGGCAAAAUUGGCGACAACAUCAACAUUACAGCCAGCCAAGUUUUGAGCCACGUUAGCUUAAGCAUCAUCACCAACUCUGUCUGCCGUUACGCCUUCCCUCUGGCCCUACACUCUUCAAACAUCUGCACCAGUGGUAUCGGUGGUCCUGGCACAUGCCAAGGAGACUCUGGUGGUCCUUUGGUGGUUAACAGGAACGGCCAGCCUCUUUUGGUUGGUAUCACCUCUUUUGGUUCUCCUCUUGGUUGCGAGUCCAGCAUGCCCGCUGCCUAUGCUCGUGUGACGUCGUUCAUGGACUUUUUCAAUCAACACCUUUAACACAUUUGUUAAUUAGUAAUUGACUUGUAAAUAACAUGUACAUAAAUUAUUUAUAAAAAAUGAAAAAUAAAAAUAU